GAUUAAAAUUCCAAUGGUGAAAAAUACAAUUUCUAUAAUGGUUUAUUUAUUUAAAAAUACAUUUGUGUCUGCACUAUAGCAAUUAUCUGAUAUCUGCACUAUAGAAGAAAAAGAGAAUUAGUAAAAAAAUGGCCAUAAAAGAAGGCAAACAAUUUUUCAAUUCCAAGAUGUCCGGAACAACAUCAAGUGGAUACAACAAAAAAGUGUUUUUUUUUUGCGUUAAAUUAUUUUUGAUUGCCAAAAACUACUACCAGGAUGGGACAACACUCGUACCAAGAAGUGAGCACAACUACGAUACAAUAAAAUAAGGAUUACAAUGUAUCCUACAAAACGGGUAAUACUAAAUUGUGUCCCAAUACACUUUCGUUCAAAUGACUACAUCUUCAUUUAAUGCUAGAUUCCUUAGCCGCACAUGUUUGCGCAGUUGAUUGACAAACGGUGGUGUUAAGUUUCUAACUAAACUACGCUUCAUUUCCAUCCAAAAGCAUGGACAUCGUGAUGUACAUCGAACGCAUCGCGUAUAUGGCCAGUUAUUGGGUCGCGCUAGAAACGGGUGCACUUUCGCUUAUGCCGCCGAAACCCAUAUGGGUCAGACAUCCUCUUCCUCCAUAGCGAUAAGAUGAAGAACGUUUCCGUUGACCGUACGUCAGUGUACACGGCCAGUUAAACUUUCUAUUGGUUUCAUGACACUUCCAGCUCCUACCACCACCACAACUGGCCACACUUUUUUGCUAACGGAAAAAACGACACUGUAUCGCGGGUCGAGCACAAGAACUGGAGCAUGCAAACUUAGCUUAGAAGAAGAACGUAGCUACUUUAGCAUCGAUUAGCGCCUCUCACCUUCAAAAUCGGGUCAUCUCACAUCCCCACAACCGGGCGUGAGAAGAAAAAAAAACAUACGAUCCUGCACUAUAUGGCCCACAUUCAACGAGCCAGAAAAUAUUUGUCACGUUUCCGACUGGGCCGAUCGGCCGAUGGCAACGCGGUUUUGGGGUUGGUGGGCCGGAAAAUGCUCACGAACAAUUCGAACCUUCGAUCGCUGCAAGGAACGAUUACUGUGUUUACACCAGACGGUUCAUGUUCAUUUCAUCUGAAGAUGACUUCGCGAUAAGACGUUCCUUGUUACUGGCCGGAUGUAAUGAGUGAAUAAAAUUGUUCAGUGUAUACUUUGUAAGACAAUCGUAGCCGAGCCAGUGGCUUGUGGGGCUAGGGACUGUGUGUGUGUGUUUAAGAAAAAGGUGAAAAUUACAAGUAGCUAAAACAGUUCGGCAGACAGGACAAUUCAUGAGGUCCACCAUGGGUUACAUCAGACGCACCGUGGUUUUAGUGGUGUUUAUACAGCUGUUCGGUCAUAGUCAACCGAAAACGAUCGCUUACAGUUCAUACACGAGCGAUCCUUAUCCAUCCGAAACCCAGCAACAUAAUGCCACACAGCAGCACCAAAUUGCUAGUGUUACGCAGCAAGAUGCUAGUGAAUCAUCCGGUCGAGGGUUUUCCAGUGCAGGCAGUGGACCCAGCUUCCCCUACUCCAUACAUCCCGAUUUCCUGUCGAAACCCGUGCAAGUGCCACGGCCGAAUGCUGGGUACAAAACGCCCAAGUACAUUGUCUAUCCGAGCUAUUCGAAAAACAGUCCCAACUCCGUACCAUACUACAACGCUCCAGUAGCAAUGGAUCGAUUUGCACCCGGAGAAGCAUACGGUGGUACCAUCUACAAACUGAAAAAGCAAAAACAAACCAUCCAAUCCGCACCAUUUGCAUCGAUUCCGGCAGCGUCAUUUAACAGCCCGGUUAGUGUACCUUCACCGGGCGGUCUACGACCGGCCGCUUCGGAUAACGCUCCCGUCAGUGUGCUGGCACCACCGGGCGCACCAUCAGCAAACGGUCCGUCACCACCGGCGUCGCCUGGAAUGCAAGGCCCACCAAUCUUUAUGCCUACGCCCGUACCGAACUCUGGUGAGGAUUCAUCGUCAUCAUCUCGCUCUACCGAACCGCCGAACUCGAAUUCGAUGAUGGAUUCCUCCGAACUUAUCCUAUCCCCACCAAACUCCCACUCGGGCUAUUUGCCGCCGGCAAACAAAGCGCAAGAUAUGAAAAGUCCCGCCACGAAAAACCCUCCAAAAUUAGUCGCCGACAGCCCAUCGAAUGAAUGGUACCAAUUCCCACCCAACACCAAUGCAAGCUAUCUGCCACCUUCAUCCGAACGGUCCAAACAUCCUGUAACUAGCUAUUUGCCACCACCUUCGGGUGAUAUCACCGUACCGGUUGUGAAUGCUAACACCAACCAGACGGAUUAUAAAGGUUCUGCCGAACUGUUUAAAUUUCCACCCAAUAUAAACGCCGACUAUCUUCCACCGUCGGACGAAGACUCGUCAGAGCACAUGGGUACGAGCUACGGGGCGCCUCCUUCAGGUGAUCCUAGUGCACCUUCAAAUUUGAAACCGGUCAUUAGCACAGACGGAAUCAAUCCGGCAAUUUCGCUUGAACCGAACAUACUUCAUAGAUUUCCUCCCAACACGCAGUCUGGCUAUUUGCCACCGGAUGGAAAGAUUUUGCCAACGUAUUCAGCUACUAGCUAUAUUCCGCCACCGUCCGGUGAUCCACAAGCACCAAACAAUUUGAAGCCAUUGCAAAUGGCAACCCUGACACCAAACAAUCCGCCACACAAACCUUCCUCAGGAGAUACUUUCAAAUUUCCACCCAACAUACAUUCCGACUACCUUCCACCGGUGGGGAAAGAAUCUCCAAAAUUGUCCGUUACUAGUUACCUUCCACCACCGUCGGGCAAUCCUUAUUCUCCCGCUAAUUUGAGUCCUCCCAAAGCUCCACCGUCCAUGCAAGCAUACGUGCCGCCGGUGGAUUUGUAUAAAUUUCCACCAAAUGUGCAAUCGCAAUAUCUGCCUCCCACGAAUAAUCCCCCAAGACAGAACAACGCUGUGACCAGCUAUCUUCCUCCUGCUUCCGGCAUUCCAGGUGACGAUGCCAUCGGUACCAUAUCGGUUGGUCCGGGCAAACCACAGUAUUUGCCCCCAAGUUAUACUGGUGAGUACGGAGUUUAUGGAUUAGAUAAUGGACCACCAAUACAGUCAGCACCACCACAACCACCACCACCGAUGGCAAUGAUGCCAAACAAAAUGCCUCCAAUGUCAAUGGCGAUGAUGCAAGCGAUGGCUGGACCACCUACAGGACCAUCCGGAAUGGAUUCAGAUUACGAUCAUCAUCAUGAUCACUCGCACGAUCAUCAUCACCAUGAUCAUGAUUUCCCGUACUUGUCCGGCUUUGACCAUGAUCACUAUCCGGAUAUUAUUUUCGACCACGAUCACGACCAUCACCAUCAUGAUGAACCGACGACGCCACCGGCUCCUCCACCACCGCCACCACCACCGGAAACGCCUAGGCUCAAAAACUACAGCUACUACUACCUGAGUCGUACGCUCUGGUAUGUGCCACUGUACUUCACGCUGUACUUUACGGUCUACGUAGCCAUUUUGAUCAUACGCUCCAUAGCUCGACACAAGGUUAACCUACCGAAUCAAUGGGUCGGCAAUGGACGAUCAUUCAGCAGCAUACGUGACCUGAGUGAUAAGGAAGCGCAGCAAAAGGCAACCAUGAUGGCAACGUUCGCAAUGAAACAGAUUGAAGAUUUUAGAGAAAAAUAUUUGUAACCGUACCGGACCAACAAAGCUUACUAUUGGACGCUAGACAUACUCACCGUACCGAUCAGGGAGGGAAUGUUUAUUGAUCAAUGGAUAAUAUGUAAUUCUCAAUUAUUGAAAAUAAAAUUAUUCAUUACAAACUGUUAGUUAAGUGGUCUUAUUCUUGCGCUUCAUAAAAGUUAAAACUGGGAACAGGACUAUGAGGAUUGUCGUCUUUUAAUCGUAAAUCGCGGAUCUCGUCGUCACCCCAGUUCGA
Messenger RNA from Anopheles funestus (African malaria mosquito), 3910 nucleotides. RefSeq lists its product as uncharacterized. The record is from RefSeq and is a predicted model, not a curated record. The transcript has 6 exons. Bases 1285 to 3663 code for a protein of 792 amino acids. NCBI's taxonomy places the organism in Eukaryota, Metazoa, Arthropoda, Insecta, Diptera, Culicidae.